Molecule: messenger RNA, 1008 nt
Organism: Fusarium musae
Lineage: Eukaryota; Fungi; Ascomycota; Sordariomycetes; Hypocreales; Nectriaceae
Exons: 4
Coding region: 1-1008 (335 amino acids)
Cellular component (GO): mitochondrion
Molecular function (GO): zinc ion binding; oxidoreductase activity
Source: RefSeq, a predicted model, not a curated record
AUGCGCGGCAUCCAAAUCACCGAAUACCUCAAGGGCCCUGAACAGCUCCAGGUCUCAGAUCUCCCCGAUCCCAAGCCCACAGACAAUGAAUAUCUCAUCCAAGUCCACGCCGCCGCCGCCAACUUCUUCGACAUCUUACAAAUCCAAGGAAAAUAUCAAAACCAACCUCCUUUUCCCUGGAUAGCCGGCGCCGAAUUCGCAGGUACUGUCAUCGCCACACCCAAGAGCUCCAACCCCAAGUUUCCCGUUGGAUCGCGAGUCUUUGGCGCAUCCCAGGGCGCUUUUGCGACAAAGAUCAAGGCGAAAGAAGAGACACUCCUGCCUGUCCCCGAUGGUUGGUCGUUCAAGGAGGCGGCUGGUCUGUUUGUUACUGCGCCUACAAGUUAUGGCGCUUUGGUUGUGAGAGCGGGCGUCAAGAAGGGCGAUUACGUGCUUGUCCAUGCUGCAGCUGGUGGUGUUGGUCUUGCAGCCGUUCAAGUGGCCAAGGCUUUUGGCGCGACUGUUAUCGCGACAGCCUCUACACAGCACAAACUCGACAUUGCAAAGUCUUAUGGCGCCGACCAUGUCAUCUCUUACAACGAUGCUACAUGGCCCGCUAAGGUCAAGGCUUUGACUCCCAAGUCCCGUGGAGUCGACAUCGUCUACGACCCCGUCGGUCUAAUCGACCUUUCUACAAAGUGCACAGCCUGGAACGGUCGAAUUCUUGUUAUCGGCUUCGCAGCUGGCAAGAUCGAAAAGGUUGCCAUGAACAAGGUUCUCCUCAAGAACAUCUCUAUCGUUGGACUUCACUGGGGUGCUUAUUCUAUUCACGAGAGGGAGACGAUACCCAAGGUGUGGAAUGGCAUCAUGGAUCUUGUUAAGCAGGGUAAGCUCAGGGGUACUGAGUAUACCGAUGAGGAGUUUGUUGGUCUUGAGAGGACUGGGGCCGCGCUGAAGGCUCUUGGUGGCCGGGGGACUUGGGGUAAGGUCGUUAUUAAGAUACCUGAGGAGGGACAGAGCAAGCUAUAG